This is a messenger RNA of Mus pahari (shrew mouse), 929 nucleotides long. RefSeq names its product chromosome 14 C17orf64 homolog (gene Chct1). Lineage: Eukaryota; Metazoa; Chordata; Mammalia; Rodentia; Muridae. Bases 74 to 784 code for a protein of 236 amino acids. The record is from RefSeq and is a predicted model, not a curated record. The transcript is spliced from 6 exons.
CAGAAGCAGUAAGUUAGAAGUCUGUGGGGAACCUGAGACUGCUAUCCUGGAGCCUGCCAGCCCAGUUGUUGAGAUGGAAGCCUCAGAUUGGCAAGGGGGUGAAGGAGACAAGCCACUAGAGAAGGUGGGGAGUGUUCCCUGCUUAGAGAGGAGCUCCAGCACCGUACCUGCCGGAGAUGCUCUGGUCCGUCAUGCCAAGGGCCUGAGCCAGGAUACCUUCAAAAUUUGUAAAGAGUACCUAAGGCCUCUGAAGAAGUUCCUUCGAAAGUUGAACCUGCCCAAGGACCUUCCCCAGAAGAAAAGGAUAAAGUACAUGAAGCAGAGCCUUGAGGCCCUAGGGGACCAUAUUAACACCUUUCUGCAGCACUACUGCCGAGCCUGGGAGAUCAAGCACUGGAAAAAAAUGCUCUGGCGGUUUGUCUCCCUCUUCUCAGAGCUGGAAGCGAAGCAGCUUCGUCGGCUCUAUAAGUACACCAAGACGAACCAGACGGCCAAGUUCCUGGUCGCACUCUGCCCCUUGGAUGCCCCGGAGAGAUCACUGCUUGCCAGCCAGGAGGACAGUCUCCCCAGGCUCUGCAGUGCCUGGGGCUUGCAUGGCAACAUCAGCGGCAUGAAGGAGAGGUUGUCCAAGAUGCAAGCCCCUGGCCGUGAAGUUGUCAUGCUGGAGGAGCCGAGGUCCUCACACUGCUCCAGAGGAGAUUCUUUAAGGAAACUUCCUCAAAAACCAAAGCUGAAGAAAAAGAGGAUUAAGGAAAGACCAGAAUCUCCCAAGAGCUACUCCUAAGAAGACCCACAGGGGUGGAGGCCAGAUCUCCCUGGCUCCCUGGGAGUAUACUUGCAUGUAUACUCCAGAGGAUGAGGGGGUUGAAGAGGGUAAAGAAAAUUUACUUUAUCAAAAGGAUACUCAAUUUCUAAUUAUAAAUAAAUGG